ACCCCCGUUCCCUUUUCCCCCUUUCUCCUCGUCCUCCCAUUUCUCACGCGGAGAGGGGAGAGGCCAGCUAGGGUUCCCUCCGUCAGCCUCUUCUUCCCCCCCACCCUCCUCCUCCUCCUCCUCCGGCGAAGCCCCCCGCCCGCCCCGAUCUGACGGCGAUGGCGACGCACGAGCGGAAGACCGUCGAUCUGGAGGAAGGGUGGGCGUUCAUGCAGAAGGGCAUCACCAAGCUCAAGAACAUCCUCGAGGGCAAGCCCGAGCCGCAGUUCAGCUCCGAGGACUACAUGAUGCUCUACACGACGAUAUACAACAUGUGCACGCAGAAGCCCCCGCACGACUACUCGCAGCAGCUCUACGACAAGUACCGCGAGUCCUUCGAGGAGUACAUCUCCUCCAUGGUCUUACCCUCAUUAAGAGAGAAGCAUGAUGAGUUUAUGUUGAGGGAGCUAGUAAAGAGGUGGUCAAACCACAAAGUGAUGGUUCGAUGGCUGUCACGUUUCUUUCAUUACCUUGAUCGAUACUUCAUUUCGCGGAGAUCACUUCCAGCAUUGAGAGAAGUUGGGCUUAGUUGCUUCCGAGAUUUGGUAUAUCAAGAAAUUAAAGGGAAAGUAAAAAGUGCAGUGAUUUCACUGAUAGACCAAGAACGUGAGGGUGAACAAAUUGACAGGGCUCUGUUGAAGAACGUUUUGGAUAUAUUUGUUGAAAUCGGCUUAGGCAGUAUGGAAUGUUAUGAAAAUGAUUUUGAAGAUUUCUUGCUGAAGGAUACUGCAGAUUACUACUCUAUCAAGGCUCAAACUUGGAUUGUGGAAGACUCUUGUCCUGACUAUAUGUUGAAGGCUGAGGAGUGCUUGAAGAGGGAGAAGGAACGAGUUGCUCAUUAUUUGCAUUCUAGUAGUGAACAGAAGUUAUUGGAGAAAGUGCAACAUGAACUGCUAACCCAGUAUGCAAACCAGCUUCUUGAGAAGGAGCAUUCUGGAUGCCAUGCAUUACUUCGUGAUGACAAGGUUGAGGAUCUCUCAAGGAUGUACAGGCUCUUUUCUAGAAUAACUCGGGGCCUAGAACCCGUUUCUCAAAUAUUUAAGCAGCAUGUUACUAACGAGGGGACAGCAUUGGUGAAACAAGCAGAAGAUGCUGCUAGCAAUAAGAAGCCAGAGAAGAAGGACAUUGUUGGUUUGCAGGAACAGGUUUUUGUCCGGAAAAUCAUUGAGCUGCAUGACAAAUAUGUAGCAUACGUCACCGACUGUUUCCAGGGCCAUACUCUCUUCCAUAAGGCACUUAAAGAGGCUUUUGAAGUGUUCUGCAACAAAGGUGUUUCUGGCAGUUCCAGUGCCGAAUUGCUUGCCACCUUUUGUGAUAAUAUUUUAAAGAAAGGUGGCAGUGAAAAACUCAGUGAUGAAGCUAUUGAAGACACCCUAGAGAAGGUCGUUAGAUUACUCGCCUACAUCAGUGACAAGGAUCUUUUCGCCGAGUUUUAUAGGAAGAAGUUGGCAAGAAGAUUACUUUUUGACAAGAGUGCUAAUGAUGAGCAUGAAAGAAGCAUCCUGACCAAGCUAAAACAACAGUGUGGUGGCCAGUUUACUUCAAAAAUGGAGGGUAUGGUUACCGAUCUUACUGUUGCAAGAGAUCACCAGACAAAGUUUGAAGAGUUCAUUAGUGCACACACUGAAUUGAAUCCUGGGAUAGACUUGGCGGUCACCGUUCUGACGACAGGAUUCUGGCCAACUUAUAAGUCUUUCGAUAUAAACCUUCCUGCUGAGAUGGUGAAAUGUGUUGAGGUUUUUAAAGAGUUUUAUCAAACAAGAACAAAGCAUAGAAAACUUACUUGGAUAUAUUCUUUGGGAAUCUGUCAUAUCACGGCAAAGUUUGAGGCCAAGACUAUUGAGCUCAUUGUUACAACUUACCAGGCUGCAUUAUUGCUACUGUUCAAUGGAGCUGAUAGACUUAGUUAUUCUGAGAUAGUAACUCAACUGAACCUGUCAGAUGAUGAUGUAGUGAGGUUGCUUCAUUCUCUCUCUUGUGCGAAAUACAAGAUUCUUAACAAAGAACCAGCUGGCAGAACUAUUUCUCCUACUGAUGUAUUUGAAUUCAAUUCAAAAUUUACUGACAAGAUGAGAAGAAUUAAGAUACCUCUACCUCCAGUUGAUGAGAAAAAGAAGGUAGUUGAAGAUGUUGACAAAGAUCGAAGAUAUGCAAUUGAUGCUUCCAUUGUGCGUAUUAUGAAGAGCCGCAAAGUCUUGGGUCAUCAGACACUAGUAAUGGAGUGUGUGGAGCAGCUUGGUCGCAUGUUCAAGCCCGACUUCAAGGCAAUAAAGAAGCGCAUUGAGGAUCUUAUAACGAGGGAUUACCUGGAGAGGGACAAGGAGAACCCGAACGUCUACCGAUACUUGGCUUGAUCAUCGGCUCCGGGUGCUCGGUUCGGUGACACCUGGUGUGUAUACCUGAUAUUUACAGAUGCUAUAUUUUGUGCCAUGGCACGCCAGCAUUGGCUUCUCCAAGUGGAUACCCUGGUGCUGCUGACAUAUGUCGCUUGUACAUGAGGGUUGUCAGGUAGAGCGCGGCUUGUCUUAUGGUAGAACUGCCCUGGUAACAGAGAAGGGAGUUCGCCGAGACAGGCCUUGGUGUACUACUGGUUGUUGAGCUUGUGCGAUUGUUGUAUUAUCGAUAUAGUUUUCUUGUAUUAUCCAGGCGCUGCAAAGAUAAUUCUGAGCAAUAUCUCCUGUGAGAUCGCCUUCUGCUGUGUAAUCUAUGUAUCAGUAACGAGAGGUUGUAUUUAGACUUCACAAUGGUUAAUAUAAAGAGAAAAUAUUUGUUUUAAAUCA
Brachypodium distachyon (stiff brome) is the source of this 2819-nucleotide messenger RNA. RefSeq names its product cullin-1. Bases 159 to 2393 code for a protein of 744 amino acids. The record is from RefSeq and is a predicted model, not a curated record. Gene Ontology annotation, molecular function: ubiquitin protein ligase binding. Gene Ontology annotation, biological process: ubiquitin-dependent protein catabolic process; protein ubiquitination. NCBI's taxonomy places the organism in Eukaryota, Viridiplantae, Streptophyta, Magnoliopsida, Poales, Poaceae. Gene Ontology annotation, cellular component: cullin-RING ubiquitin ligase complex. The transcript has 18 exons.